AUGCACUCAACAAUCAUAUUCGUGGAGAGGUCAGCACCAGCAACAAUAACGGCUUUUCACGACAUAUUGUCUAAUGAGCUGAUAUCCAUCAAAGAGAAAUGGUCAUUCGAGUUCAAGACCUUCCGUUUAACGGUUAAGAAUCUUCUUCCAGAUAGCACGAGGCUUAUGCAUUCCAUAACCCUCAGUCAUAUGGAGAACAAGAGUGUGAUAGUCAAGAACAAAUCUGCCAUUGUAACGUCGGUUGCUCAAGGAGGUCUUUUAGAGGGUCUCACUCUAAAUGGAUGUUCUUCAGGGGUGUGUGAGAGCUUUGACAAUCUUUUAGCGUCUAAGUUAUCAAAUUUGUGGACUCAAAGACAGAGUAUAAAAGGUGAUUUUGGAAGUACUUACCAAACAACGGAGCUGGUCAUCAGAGCUACUAAUGUGUUCUCGUAUGGUGGAUUUAAAGGCUUGUUGAUAGAAAUCAUCUGUGAGGAUGACGUAUCGGACCAAGAGUUCGAACAGAGAGUAUCAAAAAUACGAAAUUAUUUGAAGGAGAUUUCAAUUGAGGACUACAAAAUCUGUGGCGACUUUAUGAAUCCACAAAAGCGGGAUUUUAUUUGUGACCUGGCUCACCAGUACAUAAGAGUUCUAGAAUUAUAG
Messenger RNA from Lachancea dasiensis, 639 nucleotides. NCBI's taxonomy places the organism in Eukaryota, Fungi, Ascomycota, Saccharomycetes, Saccharomycetales, Saccharomycetaceae. The record is from the annotation of a GenBank genome assembly.